Grammomys surdaster is the source of this 465-nucleotide messenger RNA. It is a transcript of the gene Csn1s1, whose product is annotated as casein alpha s1. Lineage: Eukaryota; Metazoa; Chordata; Mammalia; Rodentia; Muridae. Gene Ontology annotation, biological process: response to 11-deoxycorticosterone; response to progesterone; response to estradiol. The record is from RefSeq and is a predicted model, not a curated record. The transcript is spliced from 11 exons. Gene Ontology annotation, cellular component: extracellular region. Bases 1 to 465 code for a protein of 154 amino acids.
AUGAAACUCCUCCUCCUCACCUGCCUUGUGGCUGCUGCUCUUGCUAUGCCUAGACUUCAUCAUAAAAAUGCAGUUAGCAGUCAAACUCAGCAACAGCACAGCAGCAGUGAGGAAAUUGUUAAACAACCAAAGUAUCUCAGCAUAAAUGAGCAGAGAGCACUUCUGACAGAAGAAGAGAAUAAUGAAAUCAAGGAACAAGCAAUGGCAAGUGCUCAGGAAUCUGAGGAUGCUAUCCCUAGUAUCGCUGAGGAACACCUUCAGAGCAAGAUCAAAUACAACCAACUUCUCAAGACACAUCCCAUGAGUGUAGUGGAUCAGUCCCUCCCACAAUUCUUCCAGUAUGAUGCUUAUCCCCUUUGGACUUACGUUCCACAAGAUGUGCACUACAUUACCCCUGAAGCUGUUCUUACCACUUUCACACCCAUUGUCCCCAAGGAUGCAGAAAAAACCAAUGAAUGGUGGUGA